Molecule: messenger RNA, 1296 nt
Organism: Cladophialophora yegresii CBS 114405
Lineage: Eukaryota; Fungi; Ascomycota; Eurotiomycetes; Chaetothyriales; Herpotrichiellaceae
Exons: 3
Coding region: 1-1296 (431 amino acids)
Source: RefSeq, a predicted model, not a curated record
AUGGCGACAUUCGGAUCUGGAAGAGGCUUGACGCGGGAAGCCCAACAGGCCCCGGAAAAGACGUCUCGGAAACCCCAGCCACAAGUUCUUCAAGACGACAAGGACAUCAUUCACGCCCUAGGCCUCGACUGGACACCCGACGACACCAUGCGCUACCUCGAGAAAGUGCCCAGAUUCUAUCUGCGGCGACUCCAAGUCAACGAAUUGCCAGUCCCUGUCGGGGUAUACUGCGCGGAGUCAGAGACCAUCAAACAACACUGGGAAGAAGCCUGGGAAGAUCUACCAUACGCCGACAAGCGCAUUGGAAAGACAUCGGGCCGGCAGAUCCAGGUGAUCCACCGAAGCAGAUUCGCACACAUCAUCCGGCGAGGCGAGAGCGGGCUCUUCUUUGACGAGGCCACUCAGGAACUAGUCUUUGCAAGACUGCCGCGGAUAGUGCGCGAUGACGCCAUACUAAAGGCCAUGGACGAGGUGUGCAAGGGUGCAGCGAGGGAGAGGAGGGGCGAUCGCCGUGACGAUCCUGGGAUUUUGACCGGCAUAGGUUAUACCGGCGGCUCGCGAAAGGACCGCAAACCCACUCUUGCCGGAAGCUUCCUCAGACGGAACAUGAAGCCGGAGGAGAAGGCCAGGAUCCAUCUGGAAGAAUCCGGAGUGGCGACGCUGGCCUCGAAUAUCUUGAAGCCUCGCAUCCCAGCAGAGGUCGUGGCAGAUUAUGACAGUGCUAUUGCCAGGAGAGGAUUCCGACGCAUGGACGCCGGAUUAGAUGAUGGCCUGUACUCCGUCUGGUCCAAGGACAGAGCCACCGAGUGGCGGUUCCGCUUCGACGAGGCCGCUCCCCCUCAAGGCGCCAUGUCCAUGAACUAUGCUCGGUUCACCCACCGCGAAGACGGCGUCAACGUCUACGGCCUCGCACUCACGACCGUCAGCACAGCCGAUCCAAGCACCGGUGGAAACUUCUACGUGGCUCAGUACGGCAUCCUCUCAGUAGCAGAGGGCAACACUGCCACCGUCUGGCGGGUCAACGACUACCACGGCACCUCCUUGUACGAGAGGAUCCCACGCCAGAACUCGGGUGUUGCGCUCUUUGUGCCGACCUCGUUGAUCCCCAACUCCGACCAACCCGCGCCCCACAACUUCACCCGUGCUGAUCUUGCGGCGGUCGAGCGUCCGCCGCCUACCAAGAGAGGUGCAGCCAUAAACUCCCGGCGGACCACUGAGGGAGUCAACGAGUAUUAUGUCCGCGGGGAGACGCCAGAGGAGGAGGGAGCGGAAGAGGGAGAAGAGCAUCGCGCAUGA